Messenger RNA from Adineta steineri, 1038 nucleotides. Lineage: Eukaryota; Metazoa; Rotifera; Eurotatoria; Adinetida; Adinetidae. The record is from the annotation of a GenBank genome assembly.
AUGUUACAAAAAUAUUUAUUUCUCAAACAUGAUCUAUUGUCUAUUAUGACAUUUAAUAUUCGUGUCGAUAUUGUUGAGCAUAAUCCAGAGAAUAAUUUUAAAGAAAGAAUCCACCGUUUAACUAAAAUAAUUGAAAAAUGGCAACCAACUAUUCUAUGUGUACAAGAACCAUUAACUGAUCAAUUUCAACAUUGGCAAUUUCAUUUACCAAGUUAUUAUCAAUCGAUUGGUUCUCCAUAUUCAUCAUCUAAACUCGAUUUUCAAGUAGCAAUUUUAUACAAUAAUCAAAUAUUGAAAUUAUUAGAUCAAGAUUAUCUUUGGUUAUCGAAAACACCUCGAACUGUUGGAAGUAAAGAUUGGAAUAGUCAUGCAAUUCGAACAUUAAAUAUUGCACGUUUUCAAUUAUUAUCCAAUGAAUCAAUAAACUUACUUGUUUUUAAUACACAUUUAGAUGCAAAAAGUGAACAAGCUCGUCAAGAACAAGCAAAAGUUGUUCGUUCAACAAUCAAUGAAUGGCAAAGAAAAUAUCCGACAGAUGUUGUUCUAUUACUUGGUGAUUUCAAUAGUAUUCCACAACAAACAACUUAUAACAUCUUAACAUCAUCUGAUUUCCUCUACGAUACUUGGACAAUUUGUAAAACUCAUCCAUCAACAUGUGUAUCUAACACAUUUUCAUCAACAUUUCAUGGUUGGCUUGGUUCAAUAAUCAAUACUUAUGGUCUUCAAUUAUUGCAAACAAUUGGAUUUAGUUAUCAUGGUUUGGGUGUUAUUUUACCACAUGGGAUUCCAAAAAAUUCUUCGUCGUAUAUUGAUGUUUUGAAAAAAUUUACAAGCUAUUCUCAUCUGAUCAAUCCAUCAGAAAUGAUAUCCAUAUGGUCUUCACAUCGAUUUCAUGUUGAUUGGAUUUUAUAUCAAAAUUCUUUAGAUAAAACUCAAUAUUUACAACCUAAAUUUAUCUCUGUGAUUGAUAUUCGCUCACAAAGUUAUUCGUCUGAUCAUUUUCCUGUCAUUGCUAUGUUUCAACUAAAAAAUAAAUAA